UCUUGCAGUGUUUUCUCUGCUUGAACACUAGAGGGUGCACUUGUUCCUCCCCCCUGCUUUCCUGUACAAUCUUUGUCGAGUUUGAUUAUUGCUGUCCUAUGAUGAAUACGGAAGUACACUUCUCGUGAUAUUUUUAAAAAAAAUUAUUGGUCCGCAUUUUGCGUGUAUUUAAAAAAAAAAUCACAAAACUUACAUGUAAUACAUGAGUGCAAUGUUUACUGUCCAUUGACCAACAGUGUCUGCCCCAAGUAACUUGUUUUCAAUAAUAAAAAAAAAAAUUGGAUAGGAAAAACGUCCACUUUUUUUUUUUUUAAGUUCCUGUCACCGAAUAACAAUUGUAAUUUAAUAUGCAAAAUGUUUUUCUUCGUUAGAUGGGGUGUCUGUAGAUGCUGCCCCGCCCAAAACCUCACCAGCGUGUUUAUCAGCGCCACUAACUGGAUCAAAGCUGUCCAUGCCAAAUUGUCGUGAACAAACAUCCUAACACUAAUUUGUGUUCAUUAAUCUUAUUACCUCAUCGCUACCCAGAUCAAUCGAGGUUAUCCCUAAUGCUGACAUUAAUUAAAGGCCUAACAUGCUGAGUGUGCUUGGCUUUUUCUUGGGCCUUUUUUUUUUUUCUCAGCGCAGUAGACAAAAGGUGAUAAGGAAAGGAAGGAAAAGAAGUUUAAUUCCAAACUUGCAAGUGAUGUACAAAAGGAAGGAUCACAUUUGAGGAAUCUCAUUUAGGAGGAGAAGAGGUCAUCAUCUUAAGGCUUCCAAAAACUGUGGUGAACUUCUAAGAAGUCUUGUUCCCGUUAUCCCAUUAAAGGGUUAUGUCUGCUUUUGGCUCCUGCCAAGAUCAAGAAGAUUAAGUUCACUCUCACACACAGCGACUUUUCAGUCGUUGGGCUCGUCGUCCAAAGUCGUCGCUCAUUCACAUCCCGAGGAGCCUGCCGUCCAGCAUGGGCGCCCACGGCUCCAACCUGGACGACAUCCUGGAGGAGGACAUGCACCACUGGUACACCAAGUUCAUGAGGGAAUCGCCGUCGGGCCUCAUCACGCUCUUCGAGCUCAAAACCAUGCUGGAGAUGAACGGCAUGACGGAGGAGGCCAGCAGCUACGUGGACCAGGUCUUCUUCACCUUCGACAUGGAUGGGGACGGCUACAUCGACUUUGUGGAGUACAUCGCCGCCAUCAGCCUGCUCCUGAAGGGAGAAGUCAACCAGAAGCUCAAGUGGUACUUCAAGCUCUUCGACCAGGAUGGGAAUGGCAAAAUUGACAAAGAUGAAAUGGAGACCAUCUUCAAGGCCAUUCAGGACAUCACGAGGAGCUACGAAAUUCCACCCGAAGAGAUCGUCGCGCUCAUCUACGAGAAGAUUGAUGUCAACGGGGAAGGCGAGCUGACCCUGGAAGAGUUCAUCAGCGGCGCACGGGAGCACGCCGACAUCAUGGAGAUGCUCACCAAGAUGAUGGACCUCACACACGUCCUGAAGAUCAUCGUUAUGGGACUACGCAAGAAGUCCUAAUAAGGAGCCAGGUGGGAUGCCGCCCACGUUAAAAGCGUGCGGUGCCCCCUGGUGGAGGGAGGCCCAACUAUCAUAGGAAGAAGCCUUUUUUUUUUCAAAAUCCUGAAAAUUCUUCAGGAAAAAGAAAACAUGGCGGCACGGAACCAAGAACACUGCCAGCUUGCUGGACUGCUUUGCGACAAUGUAAUCAAUAGAGGCCUCAGAAGGUAGGAACCCAGUUGAUUUUGAGCAAGGCUCAGGUAACUUAGUUUUUUUUUUUUUCCCCCACUGCUCACAAUUGACAACGAAUCAUUUUCAAACUCACGGGGGCAUCUGUUGGAACCUUUGUUGAUUUGAAGGGUGUGUGACACAAGAUGGCCAAAGUAGUCUAAAUUGAUUGUACAAAAAAAAAAAAGUCGUGCACAGGCACGAACCAUGUUCAGCUUGUCUUCAAAUUUUCAGGUGGCUGAAGUCAAAUCUGUAAAUGUGCUACUUUCCCCUUGUCUCUAAAAUUUGCAGACAAGAUUGUCAUAGUGGUUUAAGUAAAAAAAUAAUUCGAUAUGGAUGUGGGUGACUUGUACAGUAUUGUCAGAUGGUGGAAGUGUACCUAAUGUUGCGGCCGCUGACUGUGACGUUUGUUUGAAAUGUCAUCGCCUUGCACGGCAGUGUUGCCUUAAUAAGACCGCUCUUCACGCUCCAUUUUUGGAAUUUCUAUUACAGGAUGCAUGUAAAAGUCUUAAGGUCACAGCCACAAAAGUCAGCCAUUUUGGCUACCUGAAGCUGGGUCUUUUUUUUGACGGGACAGCAAAACACUCUGAAGAAUUCUGAAAUCUGUACGAGUGAAUAAACAUUGACAAAAUGAUGACG
Syngnathus acus (greater pipefish) is the source of this 2348-nucleotide messenger RNA. RefSeq names its product guanylate cyclase activator 1C (gene guca1c). The record is from RefSeq and is a predicted model, not a curated record. Gene Ontology annotation, molecular function: calcium ion binding; calcium sensitive guanylate cyclase activator activity. The coding region runs from base 939 to 1502 and encodes 187 amino acids. Lineage: Eukaryota; Metazoa; Chordata; Actinopteri; Syngnathiformes; Syngnathidae. The transcript has 4 exons.